Molecule: messenger RNA, 614 nt
Organism: Nymphalis io (European peacock)
Lineage: Eukaryota; Metazoa; Arthropoda; Insecta; Lepidoptera; Nymphalidae
Exons: 4
Coding region: 64-576 (170 amino acids)
Source: RefSeq, a predicted model, not a curated record
GUCAUGACGUCAAAGAUAUUUUAAACUUGUAUUAUUUUGUAUAGUAAUUUGACAAAUAUAAAAAUGCUAAAAGCUCUUGUUCCAAAGAAAUUCCUGUGUCGGUAUCCUCUCAGCACAGGUGCUGUUGUUGGGAGUAUUACUCUCAUGUGUGUUACAGUGAUAUGCAUUAUAGCUCUAAUCGUCCAGGUCUUGCUGAUGAAAAACUGUGAUAACUGUACUGCAUAUGUGUGGCGAAAUGCCUACAGUUUCAGCAUCACUGGUGUCAUUUACUGCUUCAUUAUGUCCGCUAUGCACGGCUGGCUGAUGUGGGGAAUUAAAAAGAAAAAGUCUUCAGUCCUAUUGUCUUGGGUGGUGAUAACAUCUAUGUGGCUGUCACAAACAUUCUUCCUGUUGAUCACUUUGAUAUGCAUGCACAGUUCCGACAUCAAUUUUGUAAUUUGGAUUCUCUGUCUUGUUCUUGGACUGGUCGCUAUAGGUGCGCUAACAUACUUCGUCCUAAUAGUGUUUGGACUAUGGCGAGAAGUAAAACAUAUACGAGAAAAAAAUGUUACUGUAACUAUGUCGACAGAUAACUAAUUUUUAUUAGAUGAUUAUAAUAAAAACAUUUCAAUUAA